AUGAGUCAAUUACCAGACUUCAAGUACCACCCAAUGUGCAAGAAACUGAAACUUACACACCUUAUAUUUGCUGAUGAUCUGAUGAUUUUUUGCAAAGGAAAUGUGGACUCAGUGAAUAGAGUGAUGGAAGCAUUAGCUCACUUCAAUGCUGCUACUGGUUUGGAGGCCAAUUUGGAGAAAUCUAAUGUGUACCUAGCUGGGGUAGAUGAGAGGGCCAAAAUGCAAAUCCUAGCCAGAACUGGAUUCUCAGAGGGGAGAUUGCAAGUGAUUAAUGCAGUACUGUUCUCAAUUCAUAGUUUUUGGGGAGCAGUAUUCAUCCUUCCUCAGAGUAUUCUCAAGAAAGUGGAUCAGAUAUGUAGAGAUUUCAUAUGGGGAAGCAGUGCUGAUAAGAAGAAGAGGAAAAUUAAUGCACUCAAAGAGCACAUGCAGGGCUGGUACAAUCACAGAAGAUAUAUGCUAACUCAAACUGGUAAGUAUUCUAUUACCAAGAGCUAUCAAGCACUCAUGGAUACUAAGCCUAGAUGGAAUAUUGCUGAACUAGUCUGGACAUCAAUGGCUAUACCAAAGCAUAGAUUCAUAACAUGGUUAGUAGUUCAAGGAAGAUUACUCACACAGGAAAGAAAGUUGAGACUGCAGAUUCAUGUGGAGGAUACUGCAUGUUGUUUAUGUGAGGAAAAAGUAAUGGAGACUAAUGUUCAUCUCUUUGAAGAUUGCAAAUGGACAUCAACUGUGUGGCAAGCUAUGCACCAAUGGACAGAAGUACCAGUGCAUAAUAUUGGUAUUGUACAGGUCCUGGAAAACAUAAAAGGGAAUCGUUGA
Messenger RNA from Solanum stenotomum, 819 nucleotides. RefSeq lists its product as uncharacterized. The transcript is spliced from 3 exons. The record is from RefSeq and is a predicted model, not a curated record. Bases 1 to 819 code for a protein of 272 amino acids. Lineage: Eukaryota; Viridiplantae; Streptophyta; Magnoliopsida; Solanales; Solanaceae.